UCACCAUUACAUAUGCACGUUACAAGAAUAAUGAAAGCUGACAAUUACACAAUACUAUAAUUAUUCAACUCUUUUCGAUCCCCUUCUCAAAAUUAAUUAAUUAAUAUAAUCUCUUCACACUCACCUCCCCACACAUACACAUUUCCUAUUAUAAGGCUCCUUCCACCACCUCUUCACCUCUAACUCUCAACAUGGCCAACACACCUUUGUCUUUUAUGAUCCUAUGCUUAACGAUAUCGUCCUUGGCCUACACUGCUCUUUCCGUUCCCGACUGGCCUGCAGGGAGGUCAACCAGGUUCUAUGAUUUCAAGCUUCAUACCAUGACUGUUAAAAAACUGUGCAACACCAAGAAAAUUGUUGCCGUCAAUAACAUGUCCCCUGGACCUGUUGUUUAUGCCCAACAAGGCGAUCGAGUAAUUGUCAGAGUUACCAACGAGUCCCCUUACAAUGCCACCAUCCACUGGCACGGUGUCCGGCAGAUACUAUCCUGCUGGUUCGAUGGACCUUCAUAUAUUACCCAAUGUCCAAUUCAACCUGGCCAGAGCUUCACCUACGAGUUCACAUUGGUUAGGCAAAAGGGCACCUUCUUUUGGCAUGCUCAUGUUUCUUGGCUAAGAGCCACUGUUUAUGGUGCCCUUGUUGUAUAUCCAAAAACUGGGGUCCCAUACCCAUUCCCCUACCCUUUUGAAGAGCAUAUAGUAAUUCUAGGGGAGUAUUGGCUCCAGGAUGUUGUAAAACUAGAGCGGCAAGUACUAGCAAGCGGGGGAGGUCCUCCACCGUCCGAUGCCUACACCAUCAAUGGUCACCCUGGCCCUAACUACAAUUGCUCUGCUAAUGAUGUAUAUGAGAUCGAAGUGGUGCCAGGGAAGACCUAUUUGUUAAGACUGAUAAACGCAGGCUUAAACACGGAAAAUUUCUUUACCAUUGCUAAUCACAAAUUAACAAUUGUAGAAGCCGAUGCUGAGUACACAAAGCCAUUCACUACAGAUCGCGUAAUGCUUGGACCAGGACAGACAAUGAUCGUCCUUGUUACCGCCGAUCAGCCCAUCGCCAAAUACUCUAUGGCCAUGGGACCUUACAUGUCUGCUCAGGGUAUCCCAUUCCAAAACAUAUCUGCAAUUGCUAAUUUCCAAUACUUAGGCGCUGUUCCUGAUAGAAUCUCAAUACCAGCCAGAUUACCCAGCUUUAAUGACAAUUUAGCUGUUAAAACGGUGAUGGAUGGCCUACGAAGUUUAAAAACUUCGAAGGUUCCCAGAGAGAUCGACACUAACCUCUUUGUCACUAUAGGAAUAAAUGUCAACAAGUGUAGGUCCAAAAAACCACAAAAAAAUUGCCAGGGGAUUAACAAUGGUACUAUGGCAGCUUCCAUGAACAAUAUAAGUUUCAUUAAACCUACAGUUUCAGUUUUGGAAGCCUAUUACAAGGGGAAUGAAGGCUUUUUCACAGAUGAUUUCCCUGGGGCACCUCUUAGAUUCUACGACUUCGUCAAUGGGGCACCUAACGAUGCCCCAAUUGACACGAACUCCAUGAAAGGGACUAGGACUAAGGUCGUCGAGUACGGCAGCAGGGUACAAAUAAUUUUGCAGGAUACAGGAACAAUCUCAACUGAGAAUCACCCAAUUCACCUCCAUGGCUAUAGCUUCUACGUUGUGGGAUAUGGCACCGGCAACUAUGACCCCCAAACAGCAAAUUUCAAUCUAGUGGAUCCGCCAUAUAUGAACACCAUUGGAGUUCCUGUUGGGGGAUGGGCAGCAAUUCGCUUUGUAGCAGAUAAUCCAGGGGUUUGGUUCAUGCAUUGCCACAUUGAUGUGCACCAAUCAUGGGGUUUGGGCACGGUGCUGAUAGUGAAGAAUGGGAAUGGACACUUGGAGACUCUGCCACACCCUCCUGCAGAUCUGCCCCGGUGCUAGGGCCGUUUGAUUUUUCAUUUUCAAUAAAUGUUAGUGAUCUGAGUCGAGGAUUUUUUAGACGCAAGUGUGAAAAUUUGAACUGCUAAUACUAAUCAGAUCUGCAUAUUGUGGUGAAAAGAAGAAAAUUUGAAAUAUAAUAACAAUGAAUAUUUCCCUUCA
Messenger RNA from Manihot esculenta (cassava), 2069 nucleotides. Its product is annotated as laccase-6. Lineage: Eukaryota; Viridiplantae; Streptophyta; Magnoliopsida; Malpighiales; Euphorbiaceae. The record is from RefSeq and is a predicted model, not a curated record. Gene Ontology annotation, cellular component: apoplast. Gene Ontology annotation, molecular function: hydroquinone:oxygen oxidoreductase activity; copper ion binding. The coding region runs from base 192 to 1910 and encodes 572 amino acids. The transcript is spliced from 6 exons. Gene Ontology annotation, biological process: lignin catabolic process.